ACACCAAAAAACAGGUUGAUCAAAUUGAAUUAGAAAUUUCGUUAUUUUUGAGGGGAAAGCGAUGAGCGAAAUCGUGUUAUUGAUAGAUGAUUUGAGAUCAUCACCUCCUUAUUCUUCUUCUUCAGCAGCAUCAUCCAAAAUUUGCAGAAUUUGCCACGAAGAAGAAUUUGAGAGCUGCCAAACUCUGGAGACUCCUUGUGCUUGCUCUGGCUCUGUAAAGUUUGCACACAGAGAUUGCGUGCAGAGAUGGUGCGAUGAAAAGGGAAACACAACUUGUGAAAUUUGCUUACAGAAAUUUGAACCGGGCUACACAUCGCCACCCAAAAAAGUACAGCUAAUUGAUGCAACUGUCACAAUAAGGGUGAGUUUGGAAGUGCCAAGAAACGAGCAAGAAGAAGAAAAUGAAAGGCUUGAAACAGAGUGUGAAGAUGGAGAUAAUAGAAGCGCUUCUUUUUGCAGAACACUAGCUCUAAUUUUCACAGCUCUGCUUUUAACAAGACACUUGAUUGCUGUUGUAAGUGGAGAUGGCGAUUACCCUUUUUCACUUCUUACGGUGCUUAUAGCCAAGGCCAGUGGUAUAGUAGUUCCCAUGUACAUACUCAUUCGGAUUUUAGCAACUCUACAGACCAACAUUAGGCAUCAUUAUCAGAAUGCAGACACUGAUUCAAACUCUGAUGACGAUGAUGAAGAUGAAGAGCAGCGGCAUAGUAGUAUCCGCGCUCUAGUUUAACCUAUUCUUUGUUCCUUUUGUGUAUUCUUCCCUCUUUUUCAUCCUUCUUCUAUGUAUACAGAUGAAGAUAUAUAAAAACCUUAUAGAAACAUAAUGAAAAUGGUUGAUUUUUUAAAAAUUUUAUCUGCAAUUGCUGAAUAAUAGUAUUGAAAUGUUAUGAACCUUUUCAUAGUUUUUUCACCACUCAGUAACAAUAUCUGCAACUCAUUCACAAGAGUAAACUAGACAAGUCAAAAUUGCAGCUGGAGCUCAAACUAACAGUUACCAAACUAUUUAGUAGUACUACAAAUAAGGCUAGUAGGAGUAAAAUAUUUCACCGAAAAAUGCAGUAGCUCUCAGCCUGCAUAUUGAAUUAGUAGAAAAUUUAAUCUCAGAGCAAGUAAAUGGUAUCCAUCCAAAAACGCCCCAUGCAUUCCAAAGACCCCUAUUGUUUCUGCAUCCCCUCUCGAGGAAUUUCUUUGAAGAGGAAGAGAACACUGUCCAACCGUGAAUCUGCACGACGCUCGCAGCAGGACGAGCUGAUCGCCCAAGAGCAGAAGGAGGUCGAGGAGAAACAAGAAGCUGUGGGAGAUGACUGAUGGAGCCUCCCAACUCUACCUGAUCAACUUUGCAUCCGAGAAUUCCAUCGGAGGUGAGUGGCUUUGCCUGUGACAUCCCUGAGCUGAUACUCUUGUUAGACAUGCAUCUUGUUAGAGUUAGACAGGGAUUUGCAAUUAUCUUAUUCUUAACAAUAAGGUCCUGCGUUUUGGGUUAUAAGAUUGUGCUGUUAAUUUAUUGAUGGAUUUGUGGCAUGAAUAAAUAUCGAUUUGAUUCAGUAAUCACUAUAGUAACUCAAUUCGGAACUCAUUUUCUGUUGUGUUUAGCCCAUCAUGUUUCCCCCACUUUUCACUUUAUGAGUAUUAUUUCAACCAGUAAAAGAGAAAAGAGACAUCAAGUGCUCCUAGCUAACAAUGAGUAGGGGACCCUUACUAAUUCACAUUAAUUAUGAGAUGAGGCCUCAACACUUUAUAAGAAUGAUCUCACAACUAUUGGUGAAUUUUAUCAUUGUCCAACCUAGCUCAUGAAAUAUAAGACACAGAUUGCUCAUAAAUACUACUCCAUCUAAUUAUAUUCUCUAAUCAACAAGCGAUGUAUGUUUGAAUAAGUAUCGUAUAAUGAGUUGCAUACUGUAACAACUAACAAUAAACCGUAAAUAUCGAAAAUCCUUAAAAAUAUAUAUAAAAAAAAACAUUACAGCAACAAUAAAGAAGAAGAAGAAGAAGAAUUAAUUAUCAUAAGUACGGCACUCGUCGGUCUCGGGAUUGUCCUUGCAGUAGGUCUCCAAGGGGUCGGAGUCCUUGUGCUUGUCCCUGGCGUGGCUGGCCGCCGCGCUCAGCUCCUCCACCUCGUCCCAUGCUGCCGCGCACUCCCCGCUCACCGCAUCGCCCGCGCACGCCUCCUCCGCAGCCUUGAUGCUCUCCUCCACCUUGUUGGUCAGCUUGUCCGGCGCCGCGGCUACGCACAUCCUUCUCAGUGGCACGCUCACGCUCCGCCUCCACGGGUUGUUCAACUGCGAGAAGC
Salvia hispanica is the source of this 2290-nucleotide messenger RNA. RefSeq lists its product as uncharacterized. Gene Ontology annotation, molecular function: ubiquitin-protein transferase activity; zinc ion binding. NCBI's taxonomy places the organism in Eukaryota, Viridiplantae, Streptophyta, Magnoliopsida, Lamiales, Lamiaceae. Gene Ontology annotation, cellular component: membrane. The record is from RefSeq and is a predicted model, not a curated record. Gene Ontology annotation, biological process: protein ubiquitination.